UGUCAGCCUCUCUAGCCAAACCAAAACUUAAAUAAACCAGAGAAAGAAAGAACAGAUCAAUCUCUCUCUCUCUCUCUCUCUCUCUCUCUCUCUCUCCUACUGUCUUCCUCAGAAACCCUAAAAAGCCUGCUCCUCUAUUGCAUCUCCUUCUUCUUCGCCAUUGCUGCUGCUUCUUCUUCUUCUUCUUCUUCUUCGUGACUUUUCAGCUUGCAAUUUUUUGUUUUUUGUUUUUUGUUUUUUUGAGUAUCUGAUUCGGUAAUAGGAGCAUAUCAAAGUUCAUUUUCUCUAACCAUAGAAACACAAACGAUCAAGAAUUUUGUCAGAUUCCAUUUCUUUUUCGCCCUGUUGACAUUUUUUUUUUAAAUUCUUUCUUCUUCUCGCCAGCGAGAGUGGGAGAGAAAAAAGGAAGCCUACACAAUUGGAUUCUUGAUUUUUAAGAUGUUAGAGUGCGGCCACCGCGACUCCUCCGACGGUGAUCUCAGUUUCAAGACCACUAAUUCUACCAACAGUUCAAUGAGCAGCGAGAGUUGUAGUAGCUACUGUCGCAUUUCUUUUGAGCUCCUCGCUUCAAGAUCCUCUCCCGAGAAUCUCUCCCUCAAGCCCCAUCACUCCUCUAACUUCGCCUACUCUGCCAUCCGCUCCGCUACUUUCCGCCGUAAGUCCGGCCUCACCUUCCGCGACUUCCGCCUCAUCCGCCGCAUCGGCUCCGGGGAUAUUGGUACUGUCUACCUCUGUCACCUUACAAAAGAACAUAACAAAAACUAUAGAAAGGAAGAUUGUGAUGAUGAUGAGGAGGAGGAUGAUCGGUUGUGCUUUUAUGCGAUGAAGGUGGUGGACAAGGAGGCUUUGGCGGUGAAAAAAAAGGUGCAUAGGGCGGAGAUGGAGAAGAAGAUCUUGAAAAUGCUAGACCAUCCAUUCUUGCCCACUUUAUACGCAGAGUUUGAGGCGUCGCAUUUCUCUUGCAUUGUAAUGGAGUACUGUUCCGGUGGUGACUUGCAUUCGUUGAGACAUAAGCAGCCUCAAAAACGCUUCUCUCUUAGCUCUGCAAGGUUUUAUACAGCGGAGGUUCUUGUGGCUUUGGAAUACCUUCACAUGCUAGGUAUCAUCUACAGAGACCUAAAACCUGAAAACGUUUUAGUCAGAUCGGAUGGUCACAUCAUGCUCUCAGAUUUUGACCUCUCAUUAUGCUCAGAAGCCAUCCCAGCUGUUGAAUCUCCAUCCUUCUCUCCGGACUCUACUUCUCUAUCUGCGUUGCCCUACACCCGAUCACACUCCAGCAAAACCUUCUCAUGCCUCCUCAACCGGCUCUUCCGAUCCAAGAAAAUCCAAACCUUGGCCUCCAACCGGCUUUUUGUUGCCGAGCCCGUUGCCGCCAGGUCUUGCUCGUUCGUUGGGACCCACGAGUAUGUGGCCCCAGAAGUCGCCUCUGGUGGGUACCACGGGAAUGCGGUUGACUGGUGGGCCCUAGGGAUUUUCAUCUACGAACUCAUUUAUGGACGCACGCCUUUUGCAGCUGCAUCAAAUGAGCUCACGCUGCGUAACAUCGUGAAGAAGCCCUUGAGUUUCCCAACCGAUUCCCCUAGUUCAUCGCUUGAGGGCCACGCGCGGGACCUGAUAUCGGGGCUGUUGAAUAAGGAUCCGAACAGCAGACUCGGGUCGAAGCGGGGAUCUGCCGACGUGAAAAGUCACCCAUUUUUUAAAGGGCUUAAUUUCGCGUUGAUAAGGACGAUGACACGCCCUGAUAUUCCUGGUUUACGCAGGCAAAGAACGGCAACGUUUUAUCAGGCGAAGCCUAAGUCAACGGCGUUUGAUUACUUUUAAGAAGAGCGAGGGAUUUGUGCCACGUGUUGAGCGAUUCCCUGCCAUAUUUGGCCACUGGCGGGUAAUAGUCUAAUUAAUUGACGUGUAUAUUUUAAGUUUUUUUUCCGCUUAAUUUUUUAUAUUCCCUUUUUCCGUUCCUUUUUUUUUUUGUUCUAUAAACCAUGUUUAGAUGACUUAAUCGAGAUUAAGAACAAUCCUAAUUAUAUAUAUAUAAAUAUAAUUAUUGCCCACAGGGAUUUACUCUUUA
Hevea brasiliensis (rubber tree) is the source of this 2068-nucleotide messenger RNA. Its product is annotated as protein kinase PINOID. The record is from RefSeq and is a predicted model, not a curated record. Gene Ontology annotation, cellular component: nucleus; cytoplasm; plasma membrane. Gene Ontology annotation, biological process: protein phosphorylation. The transcript has 2 exons. Gene Ontology annotation, molecular function: protein serine/threonine kinase activity; ATP binding. Lineage: Eukaryota; Viridiplantae; Streptophyta; Magnoliopsida; Malpighiales; Euphorbiaceae. The coding region runs from base 439 to 1821 and encodes 460 amino acids.